AUGAAUUCAGCGACUAGUCACUGUGGUAAUUGUAGUACUCUCUACAACUAGAUGGAGCAUCAUAUAGUGAUGCUACCUUGUGGAGAUUUUAUCUGUCUCACUUGUUUUUCCUUACUCUAUGAUCUAAGUUCAAACUUACUUACUUGUCCAUUUGAUAAGGAAGAAUUAGUCAUCCCGACUAAAUUGAGAGAAAAUGUUCAAAUUCUUAAAAUGAAAUCAAACACUUUGUGGGUCAGCUGCGACAAUCAUCAGGAAAACUAAGCCAAAUGCUUUUGCAAGUAGCACAAAUAGCUUGUAUGUCACGAAUGUGCACUUAUAAGUCACUCGGACCAUAAACAACUACUUUCAGACGUCAAAAUGAGCGAUGUAGAGAGUUACUUCAGUAAUGCACAAGAGAAAUUGGCAAAGUUUAAGUCAUAAAUUGAGGAAGUACAAGACUACAUUAACAUGUUUUAAAGAAGGGAGAAGAGCUUUUCAUCUUCUUAGUUCAUGAAGAUCAUUGACUAAGUCUAAGAUAUACUAUUACCUCAUCUCAAUGAAAAGGAGGAGAAAUAGUCUAUUAGCUUUAUGUCAGAUUCUGAGUAAAUUUCUUAGCCAAACUAGAGCUAAAAUCCCCUUUAGAUCAUUCAUCAGUAGCAGUCUCUCAUACAACCUCAAACUAGCAGUGCUUUAAACAGUCAAAGGUAGUCUCUUCAUCAAUAGUAAAUCGUAAAUACAAAUCAUUAGAGUUAAGGCAGAUAAACACCAACACCAAAGCAGUAGUUUCAACAGCCUAUGUUCUAACCACAACAGUAAAUGUUUCAGGAGUUUGAUUUUGUGAUGCAUCCAACAGGAUAACUUGAGGAGUAAACCAAGAAAAGGUUCAAGAUUGAAAACAGUGAACUUAAGUUACUCAAAGAUUGGAUAGCAGGUGGAGCAGAACUUUAAUUUGAGUUGCUAUACAGGGGAACAAGAGAUGGCUUCACCUCAAGUAUUUUUCACAGCAGAUGUGAUCAGUAGGCUCCAACUUUGACAUUCAUAGCCUCUGAUAAAGAUAAAGUAUUCGGUGGCUAUACCUCCAUUCCUUGGACACAAAGUCCCAAGUUAUAUCAAGACGACAAAGCCUUCAUCUUCUCUCUCACUAAUAAAACUAAGUUGAAGCCUUAUCAGAAUUUCUAGCAAGCAGUUAUCCAUGAUAAGAGUUAGUUGGUAUAUUUUGGAGCUGAUCUGAAGAUUUAAAAUGAGUGUAACAUUAACUAUGAUAGUGCUUCAUUCCUAGGCACAACCUAUGCCACACCAAAUAACCUCGUGCCCAAGAGUCCAGAGGCUACAAGUUUCCUUGCAGGUUCUCAGUACUUUAAGGUAAUUGAAAUUGAAGUGUAUAAAGUACAAGUUUAAUGA
Messenger RNA from Stylonychia lemnae, 1380 nucleotides. The record is from the annotation of a GenBank genome assembly. NCBI's taxonomy places the organism in Eukaryota, Ciliophora, Spirotrichea, Sporadotrichida, Oxytrichidae.